AUGAAAGCGAGGCAGUGUAAACACAACUCCAGGAACAUGAAAAGAUCGGGUGACAGUGAGGGGGAGAAGAGAAGAAAGAGGCGGAGGUUACUGCAGGAGUUGGGAGACCAGAAGAUUCCCUUUCUGGGGCCUUCAGACCGGGGCUAUCAGCAACUGUGGGACUCCAGCUACACUGGCCUGGCUUUGAGGAGAUCCUGCUCGCUGCCUACUGAGCUCCAUGGCCGGGUGCAGGCAGCCCUGCUCACUCUGAGAAGAAAGGGCUGCCUCCUGAGGGAUUUGGUUCGUGUUCGUGACAGAGAUGUAUUCACUGCCGUGUCACGGGCUCUGCUGGGUGAGCCGGGUCACACCUAUCGCUAUCUGGACACGCGGCUCUUUGCUAUCCCCUGGCACAGUGAGGACAGUGAGGUUAAAGGACAAAACUGUUGCGACCCUGACCUGAGGGCUGCUUGCAAGUCAUUGUGGGAGCUUAAUACCUUCUUUUGCUCUGAUGUCUCUCAGCUGAAGGAGGGAGACAGGCUAACACAGUGUGCCAAGGCUGGGGAGGUAGAGGCCAAACAGAGUGAAGAGGGGGACACAGAGUCUAAACACAGUGAAGACUCCAAGAAUAGUGAAGGAGGGGACUCAGAGUCCAGACAAAGUGAGGAGGGGGACACAGAAUCCAAGCACAGCGAGGAGUGGGACAUUGAAUCAAAACACAGUGAAGAAGGUUGCUCCGGGUCAAAACAAGAAGGGGAGUGGGAGACUGAGUCCAAACACAGCAGCGAGGAGGGAGAGACCUCCCAGGUAAAACAGGCUGAAGCAGUUGCAACAGCAGUGAAGGAACUCAGUGAAGGAAAAUGCCCCGCCUGGGCACCCAAGGGUGUCAGUGGCACACAGACUGAACCUGUGGGACUAAAGGCCCAGGAGAAAACUGUGGCCCAGCUCAAGCACAGUCUGUCAGAAUAUCAUGUUGAGGAGAAGGAGGAACAGACCAGCGGGCAGGGCUGUUCUCAGCCCAGUCCGCAGCAAGGUUGCCCCCGUUCAGUCAAAUUCAAUGUCACCUUACUCAACUACAUGGACCCCACAGCCAUGAGCCAGCUCAAAGAGGAGCCAUACUAUGGCAUGGGGAAAAUGGCAGUAGGGUGGCACCAUGAUGAGAACCUGAUCAGUCAUUCGCCAGUGGCUGUUUACAGCUAUAGCUGUCAUGAUGACAAAGGUGAAAGCGGUGAGGGAGGCAGCGGUGAGAAGGCAUGCUGGAGGAUUGGGCUGAAGGUAGCCUGGGACAUCCACACACCUGGCCUGAUGCUGCCACUGGAGUCCGGAGACUGCUAUUACAUGAGAGAUGAUUUGAACAGUACCCACCAGCACUGUGUCCUCGCUGGAGAAACUGCACGCUUCAGCUCCACUCACAGAGUGGCCGAGUGUUCCAGUGGGACUCUGACCUACAUUCAGUCACGGUGCCAAGAGGCCCUGUCCAACCUGCACACUGACCCAGAGACAGGAUCCCACAGCCUGCUGGCCCUGCGGCCAACCACGCUACAGCACUGUGAGGAGAUUCACAAUGAGGUGGAGUUCGAGUGGCUGCGACAGUACUGGUUUCAGGGCCAGCGAUACGCACGCUUCUGCAGUUGGUGGACCAGACCGAUGGAGCAGCUGGAGAAGGACUGGAGGCUGAUGGAGACCAUGACUAUGCUGUUGUUGGCCACAGUGGAGGAGGAGGACGGGGCGGAGGAGGGCAGGAGGGAGAUGGCAGAGACCCUGCUAUCUGCUUUGACAGACAGACACCAGCAAAGACAGACAUGGAGAGACAGGUGCCAUUCGAGUCUGGCCCAGACAUUACCCCCUGAGGAGGCCCCUGUCGACCGGCCCUUCUGGGGUGUGGAUGACCCCAGCAUGCCACUGCCCUUUGAUCUGGCUGACAUCAUCAACAGAGUGGAGUCACUUCUAUGGAGGUAG
This is a messenger RNA of Scomber japonicus (chub mackerel), 1935 nucleotides long. It is a transcript of the gene fto, whose product is annotated as FTO alpha-ketoglutarate dependent dioxygenase. Bases 1 to 1935 code for a protein of 644 amino acids. The transcript has 9 exons. The record is from RefSeq and is a predicted model, not a curated record. Gene Ontology annotation, biological process: DNA alkylation repair; regulation of multicellular organism growth; RNA repair. Gene Ontology annotation, molecular function: broad specificity oxidative DNA demethylase activity; mRNA N6-methyladenosine dioxygenase activity; ferrous iron binding. NCBI's taxonomy places the organism in Eukaryota, Metazoa, Chordata, Actinopteri, Scombriformes, Scombridae.